Drosophila hydei is the source of this 4327-nucleotide messenger RNA. RefSeq names its product protein phosphatase 1 regulatory subunit 12A (gene Mbs). The transcript is spliced from 21 exons. Gene Ontology annotation, cellular component: cytoplasm. The record is from RefSeq and is a predicted model, not a curated record. Bases 382 to 4275 code for a protein of 1297 amino acids. Lineage: Eukaryota; Metazoa; Arthropoda; Insecta; Diptera; Drosophilidae. Gene Ontology annotation, molecular function: phosphatase regulator activity; enzyme inhibitor activity; protein kinase binding.
GUCUCUCUCUUUCAUCAGUUUCAUUUUAACCUUUGUCGUGGCCGCACGGGAUGGCACGGAUUGGUGAACGAAAUUAAAUUAUUAAAUUUACCCGAAAUAUGCACAAUAAAUUGAAUUAUUGUGCAUUGCGCUGUCAAGCAUCUGAGCACUAAAACAGUGCCCAACAAUUUGCGCGUGCCGAAUAGUAAAUGUAAAUCAAAAUUCUCGGUGCAGCAAACAACUGCGGUUGCAAUUGCAAUUGCAAUAACAAUUACAAAAGCCACAACAAAAACAAAACAAAACAACAAGAUUAACAACAAUUAUUCUACUUUGAGCGCAACUGUGUGUGGCGCCUCAAGCGCCGUUAUUUAAUAUCAAGCACCUCAACAAUAAACCGUCAAAAUGUCAUCGCUGGAGGUGCGCAACAAUUCGGCCAUGAUGAAGCGGGCCGAGCAGCUGAAGCGCUGGGAAGAGUCGGACACAAAUAGAGCCGCUCCCUCCCCACGCCACGAACAUAGCCGCAGGAUCAAAUUCAGCUCGGGCUGCGUUUUUCUGGCCGCCUGUCUAUCAGGUGACAAGGAGGAGGUGGUGCAGCUGCUCGAUCAGGGCGCCGAUAUAAACACGGCCAAUGUUGACGGGCUCACGGCUCUGCAUCAGGCCUGCAUCGAUGACAAACUCGAGAUGGUAGAGUUUUUAAUAGAGCACGGAGCCGAUAUCAAUCGUCAAGACAAUGAGGGCUGGACGCCACUGCAUGCUACCGCCUCCUGCGGCUUUGUGAGCAUAGCCUGCUACCUGGUAGAGCACAACGCGGAUGUGGCUGCCGUGAAUAGCGAUGGGGAUCUGGCGCUGGAUUUGGCAAUCGAUGUGCAGCAUAUGCCCAUGAUUAACUAUAUGGAAAAGGUGGUGCAGGAGCUCAAUAUUGAUGUGGAUCAGGCACGCAGAGCCGAGGAGCAGGCCAUGCUUAAGGAUGCGAAGCGCAGCGAUGCAUCCGAGGUGGAUCGACCGCAUCCAAAAACUGGUGCAACAGCGUUGCAUGUGGCUGCUGCCAAGGGCUAUACGAAAGUGCUGCGUCUGCUACUCGCUGGUGGCAGCAAUGUGGAUAGGCAGGAUAACGAUGGCUGGACACCAUUGCAUGCUGCCGCACACUGGGGCCAGAAGGAGGCAGCUGAAAUGCUGGUGGAGUCAUCGGCCGAUAUGGAUAUAUCCAAUUAUGCUGGCCAAUCCUGUAUCGAUGUGGCCGAUCGCAAAAUGGUCAAAUUCCUCGAAGAACUGCGCGCCAACAAGCGCAACAAACGGCGUCCAUCUAGUCAAAUCAGAAUCUCAGACGCGAUUGAAAAUCAUGUGGACAAAACACGAACGAAACUCGUACGCGUUGAAGUGAGAACUGAUACCGCUAAGGAUGCUGAAAAUGUUAAGCCCAAUCAGCAUAUUCAUACCGCCGAGCAUUCUGGCGAGGAGGAGGCGCCUUGGCGACGCAAAACGCUGCGUACGCCCAACGACAGUCCCACUAAGAAUCAAGUUCCUGACAAAGACCUAAGCGGCAAGAGCGCCAAUGAGACCGCCAACGAUGUCAUCUUGCGACGCACACAAAGCUUUGAGAAUGAUCAAAAAUUCUAUCAAAAGUACAAUGAGCUGCGGGCACGCAUAAAGGCGAACUCAUGUCCCAUACUGCCAGCGACGACGGCGGCGAAUGCUCUGCCCGGCAAUAAUGCUAAUAACAACAAUAACCAAAGUAGCAAUAACAACAAUAAUAACAAUAACAACAAUAAUAAUAAUAAUAAGAGCGCGCUGCUGUUGGGAAAGACUGUGAGCACAACCAGCAUCAGCAGCAGUGGCAGCAGCAGCAACAACACAACAACAACAACAACCACAUUCAACACACACACCAACAACACAACCACAACAGCAACAGCAGCUACUGCAGCAAAUUCAAGUCAAAUUUAUAGCGUACAAAGAUCGGCAUCCCUCAAAGAUAACUCAGUAUAUUUCAGGAAACCGAUUGCUCCAGUUACGAUGCUUACGGCAGCAACAACGACUACAACAACAACGACGACGCUCAGCUCACCCGCAACAACUGUGCUCACCCCACCUAUUCGCAGCAAUCCGGCCAACAGCAGCAACAAUAAUAAUAGCAACAACAACAAUGGCAGCUCUACGGCCAGUGCCAGUGCCAGUGCCAGCGAUGUGGAGACCCCGAAACCCAAGCAAUCGGCUGGCAAUAUAUUCAAGAACUUUUUCAAAUCCUUUGUGCCGCCUGUGCGUGACGAGGAGAGCGAAACUCAGCGCAAGGCUCAUGCGAAGCGAGUCCGUGAGACGCGUCGCUCUACACAGGGUGUUACGCUCGAGGAGAUCAAGAGCGCCGAGGAGCUGGUGAAGAAGAAAAACAUGGGCAUGAACAACAACAACAAUAACAACAACAACAGCAGCAGCGUAACGAAUAGUGUAAUUAAUUCAACUCCAAGCACAACAACUGUAACAACAACAACAACAAUUACAACAGCCAACAACAUCAGUGAGAACGACAUUGACGACAGCAGCCAGCAAGAGGCGCAGCCCCCACCACCACCCACAAGUCCGCCACCAGCCAUAAUACCCAGGACGACAACCACAGCGGAUGAUUCUGAAAUAAUUGAAGCUGUGGUUGGCAUCGCCGAUACCACCGCUAGUUUCACACUUGCACCGCCAGCCACACGCGUAUCCUAUGAUGACUGUGAUGAUACAGCUGUCGAGGAUGACCAGCAGACGGCGGUCAGUGCCAGUUAUACGAUAGUCUCUCGACGGGAGAAGCCCGUCGAGGCAGAGACUGAUCAGGACAUGAAGAAAGCAGAAGAUAAUGAGUCGAACAGCAACAAACAAGUAAAGACUGACCCAGUAGUUGCCAAGCAAACUCAUGUGACGGAUACCGAGACCAGCAGCGAAUCGACAUCAAAUCCUGCUAGGCCCACAGAGUUGCCGCUAGCCUCCGCAGCAUCGGCUGAGAGCAAACCGGCGACAACGACGCCUGCAACAACGCCUGGUAGUCUAGAGAGUCCUGUGCGAUUGCGUGAUAAGCGCAAUCUAAGCAGCAGCUCAGCUGCCGGAUCUGCCCAGGAUGCGGAUGGCAAGUCGGAUACGGUCUCGCCAGUGGCUGCACAUGCAGAUUUUAAUGCGCGCGACUCGUUGCUCAGUUUGUACGCACGUCGCACUAUGGAGAGUGGUGCAGGUGGUGCUAGUGGUGCGGCGAGUGCUGCUGCUGCUGCUGCUGCUGUUGUGGCGCCAUCAACGUCUUCCUCUUCAAGCACAUCCAUAUCAGCAGCUGAGCGACGUCCGUCUUGGCGUCUCAAGUUCGAUGCGGGCUCAAAGUUCAAGCUGGAGGACAUCACCAGCGGUGGCACCUACCCGCCCAACCAGAGCACCAUCAUACCCAGCGCGCCAGCUGUCAUGGCAGCGGUCAAUCUGGCCAGCACUGCGGGCAGCCAGCGUCGCAUCAGCAGUGGACCCAAUGCGCUCAAUGCUUCCAAUCAGUCGCUCAACUCUGUGGGUCGUCCUGUCUCGGCGCCUAGUGAGAGCAUUAAUAACAGCGCCUAUGUAACGCCACCAGUGCGUAGAUAUGAGACGUCUACGCUGCCGGCAACUGCCACAACAACAGCAACUGCGACAGCAACAACAACUGCCACGACAGCCAACAACUCUGCAACGUCUGCAUCCAGUGCCAACCAUGCGACGGCAACCAGCCAUGAAGAUAAGGAUAACGACAAGGAGAAUGAUAAUCGCACACAGACUGUUAUACAGCGACGUCGCAAGCCCAAGCGCAGAUCCACGGGUGUGGUGCAUAUCGAUAUGGAUGAAAUCGAUCCAGAGCGACAACAUGAAACGGCUAACAAUGACAACGAGGAUAAGGAGAAGGAGAGCGGCAGUGAGCGCACCUCACGCUCGCGCACUGGAAGCACUGCGACAGCGAGCACCGGCAGCGACUCAAAGAGUUCCAGCAACAGCGACAAAGCGGAAAACGGCGAUGCCAUCGAUUAUAAGGCGCUCUGGGAAGCCGCCAGAUUGGAGAACGACAAGCUCAAGCAAAUGCUCAAGCAAAAGGAUGACGAAGCGGUGCAGACGCGUGCAACGAUCGAGCGCUUUGCCAAUGCCACCACUAAAAAUUCACUCUCUGAGAUUGAGAAACGUGAGAGAAGAGCUAUGGAACGCAAGCUUUCCGAAUUGGAAGAAGAGCUCAAGCAACUCGAUGCCUACAAAUCGGACAAUGACCGCCUAAAGGAGGAGAACGCAGCGUUGAUUAGAGUAAUUAGUAAAUUAAGUAAAUGAAAUUAUGUCUUAACUUAAGUUUACUCAAAAAAAAGAAGAAAAAACAAAAAGA